CGCGGGGUGAGACUGUCCACGCGGCCGCCAUUCCUGCCGCUUCCCGCCCCGGACGCCGCUAACAUCCCGUGACCGGCAAGAUGGGAGAGAACGUCAAGUCGUGGCUGUACGCCUUCUGUGGCAAGAAAAAAAUCACCCCCAACUAUGACGUUAGAAAUUCAGGGCCCAAGCAGCGGCAGCGGUUCCUGUGUGAGCUGCGCGUGCCCAGCUACAACUACGUGGGCGUCGGGAACUCCACCAGCAAGAAGGACGCGCAGGCCAACGCCGCCAAGGAUUUCGUGCAGUUCCUGAUCCGCAAGGGGGAGGUGAAUCCUUCUGAGGUGCCGGAUUUCCAGGGCCCUGAAGGCAGUGGUGGUGAUGGUGGUGCUGCUGCUGGAGGAGGAGGAGGAGGAGGAAGAGGGGGGGGGCACGGGGAUGGGCUGCUCCCCCUGUCCGCCCCCAUGGCCCCAGUCCCCGGCCUGAGGGACGAGGGCAAUGUGUACCUGCCCGUGCAGCGCGGUGGCCCUGGACCAGGCGGCCGGCCGAUGACCUACAUGGAGAGGGUGGAGGAGCGCAAGGCAGUGGAGGAGGCCGAGGAUGUUGACCUGACCUCCCGGAUCCACGGCAACUGGACGGUGGAGAACGCCAAGUCCCGCCUCCACAUGUUCCUGCAAACCAACAAGAUCAAGGCGGACUACAAGUUCAGCGCCAUCGGACCCGACCACAGCCGGAGCUUCGUGGCAGAGAUGUCGUUCUACGUGAAGCAGCUGCAGAGAGACAUCUACGCGCGAGAGACGGGCUCCAACAAGCAGGCGGCGAGCAAGAGCUGUUCCCUGUCCAUCGUGCGGCAGCUGUUCCAUCUUAACGUGAUCGAGGCGUUCUCCGGCACGCUCAAGAAGAAGGAGAGCGAGAAGCUGAAGCCGUAUGACAUUGAAAUGAGCCCGGACCUCAUCACCCAGCUGGACGGGGUGAUCAAGGCGACGGGGGUGCAGCCGGCGAACCUGGACAAUUACAGCCCAGACCAGGCCAUCAACUUGGUGCCGGAUAUUAAGUUGGCCGAGUUUGAGGCCUCCGAGGCGCCUCCCAGCACAGGCGGCAUCGUGUCCUGGUCACCGCCGCAACCCAACUGGAAUCCCUGGACCUCCUGCAACCUGGAUGAAGGACCCCUCGCCUCCAUCAGCCUGGACCAGCUGAGCCUCGACCUCCAGAAGACACACCAGAACCGCCUGCAGACGGACGAGCGGCUGCAGCACAUGAUCAAGCAGCGCAAGGACCUCCCCGUCUUCAACAUGCGCCAGGAGAUCCUGACCGCCGUGUACGACAGCCCCGUCACCAUCAUCAGGGGCAACACGGGCUGCGGCAAGACUACACAGGUGUGUCAGUACAUCCUGGACGACUACAUCCAGUCUGGCUCAGGCGCUUACUGCAGCAUCGUGGUGACUCAGCCGCGCCGCAUCUCCGCCGUGUCCGUGGCUGACCGCAUCGCCUGUGAGCGCGGCGAGGAGCUCGGCCGCAGCAUUGGCUACUCCGUCAGGUUCGAGAGUGUCCUGCCCAGUCCUUACGGGUCCAUACUCUUCUGCACGGUUGGGGUGUUGCUGAGGAAGCUGGAGGCCGGCCUGAGAGGGGUGUCGCAUGUUAUUGUGGAUGAGAUUCACGAGAGGGACAUCAACACGGACUUUAUCCUUAUUGUGCUGAGAGACAUGGUGCGCGCCUUCCCCGACCUGCGCAUCAUCCUCAUGUCGGCCACCAUCGACAUCAGCCUCUUCCACCAGUACUUCUCCAACCCCGUGGUGAUCGAGGUGGAGGGCCGUGCCUUCCCUGUGCAGGAGUACUUCCUCGAGGACUGCGUCGAGCUCACCAAGUUUGUGCCGCCCCCAGACACCAGGAAGAAGAAGAAUAAAGAGGAGGAUCUGCCAGGGGAUGAGCCAGAGGAGAACCUGAACUUCGUCAAGUCCAGCCACUACUCUGAUGCCACCAAGCACUCGCUCUCCAUCAUGAGCGAGAAGGACAUGAGCUUUGAGUUGGUGGAGGCGCUGCUCAAGUACAUCGACACCCUUACAAUCCCCGGCGCCGUCCUCGUCUUCCUGCCCGGGUGGAACAUCAUCUUCGCCCUCAUGCGCCACCUCAACCAGCACCCCGUCUUUGGUGGCAGCCAGUACACGGUGAUGCCCCUGCACUCCCAGCUGCCCCGGGAGGACCAGCGGCGGGUGUUCGACAAUGUGCCCGAUGGUGUGAGGAAGAUCAUCCUGGCCACCAACAUCGCCGAGUCCUCAAUCACCAUCAACGACGUGGUCUUCGUGAUCGACUCCUGCAAGGCCAAGAUGAAGCUUUUCACCUCGCACAACAACAUGACCAACUACGCCACCGUCUGGGCCUCCCGCACCAACCUGGAGCAGCGGAAGGGGCGAGCAGGCAGGGUGCGGCCGGGCAUCUGCUUCCACUUCUGCACCAGGGCUCGCUUUGAACGCAUGGACGAGCACAUCACCCCCGAGAUGUUCCGCACGCCGCUGCACGAGGUGGCGCUGUCCAUCAAGCUGCUGCGCCUCGGCUCCAUCGGCGAGUUCCUGUCCAAGGCCAUCCAGGCGCCGCCCAUUGAUGCUGUGAUUGAGGCCGAGGUCACUCUCAGGGAGAUGAAGUGCCUGGACCCCAACGACGAGCUCACACCCCUCGGCCGCAUCCUCGCCCGGCUGCCCAUCGAGCCGCACCUGGGCAAGAUGGUGAUCCUGGGCUGCAUCUUCUUCUGCGGCGACGCCAUGUGUACCAUCGCCGCACAGAACUCGUCCUCACAGGAGAUCUUUGUCAUCCCCCCAGAGUACCGGCGUCUGAGCCCCUUCCAAAGAGCCUUCUCGGGGAACCGUUGCAGUGACCACAUCGCCACCCUCAACGCCUUCUCUGCUUGGGAGGAGGCCAGGAUGGGCGGGGAGCAGGCCGAGAUCCGCUUCUGUGACUACAAGGGCCUGUCCAUGCCAACCCUGCGUGUCAUCUGGGAGGCCAAGAACCAGCUGAAGGAACUGCUGGUGAACGCUGGCUUCCCUGAGGAGUGCCUGCUGCCCCAGUCUUACAACUUCUUCGGUCCCGACCCCAAGCUGGACCUGCUGGUGGGCCUGCUUGUGCUCGGCCUCUACCCUAACGUCUGCGCCCACAAGGAGAAGCGCAAGGUGCUGACAACCGAGUCCAAGGGCGCCCUCAUCCACAAGUCAUCCGUGAACUGCAACAACCGGGAGACCGUCUUCCCGUCGCCGUACUUUGUGUUCGGGGAGAAGAUCAGGACGAGGGCAGUGUCAUGCAAGGCCAUGACCAUGGUGACACCAAUCCACCUGAUGAUGUUUGGCUGCCGUAAAGUGGAGGCCGUGGAGGGCGUGGUUCGUCUGGACGGCUGGAUCAACCUGAACAUGACACCAGAGCACGCGGCCAAGAUCCUGACCCUGCGCCCCAGCCUGGACGCCCUGAUUGUACGUGGCACCGCCCAGCCCGAGGCAGUCACUGAGCCCUCACACCAGGAUGAACAGGUGAUGAACUGCACCCGCCAGUUGUGUCGCAUGAACGCCGGCCGCUUCAACAUGGAGCAGAUCGGCAUGCAGGGUUUCAACACACCGAGGCCCCCGCGCGCAUUUGGGAACGGACCACCGAUGAAGAGGAGCAGGCCCGAUGAGGAGUCAGGUGGCGGCGGUUUCGACCAAUCAUCUGGCAGUGGCGGCGGCGACGGUGGUGGCUUCCAGAACAGAUACCUCAACAACAGUUCGUUCGCUAGUCCGAGCGUUGGCCGAGGCUUCAGGGGCGGCCGAAGGGGCUACGGGGGAGGUGGAUACAGUGGGGGCGGGUAUGGUGGUGGUGGCUAUGGCGGUGGAGGUGGGUAUGGCGGGGGCAGAGGCUAUGGUGGUGGUGGGUAUGGAGGGGGCCGGGGGUACUCUAGAGGUGGGUAUUAAGGAGGUGGAGGGUGUAGAGCGAAGAGGAUGUGGAGGGAAGAAUAGGGAAAGGAUGAGGAGGGAAGAAUAGGGAAAGGAUGAGGAGGGAAGAAGGAUGUGGAAAGUGAGCUCAGUAUGUGGAGACCAGAUUAAGUAUGAGGUUGACAUUUAGCAAUUCCAUCCCUAAUAAAACCCCAUUCCCAAACCCACUAGACUCCUCCCCCUCAUUUUUUGUUCCCUUCCAUUCAUAUUUAUACACUAUUGGGCAUACAAUGUCAAAAGACUUAAAUUAAGGUACCUUGCCUGAUGCUGCACCUCAGGAAAUGUCUGAUUUCUUUUACUUUUGCACUUUUGUUAGAAUUUAAGACAGCAGAGCGCUGUGUGAGUGGCAUUGCUGGGAGUGAGCCAAAGUUGAGUGAUAUAAGUGGAAAUAAUGACUGCCUGAAGAUUAUAAGUACAUGCUUCUCCAUUUCCAUCAUUCCUUGCAUUGUUGAAGUCAAUUAGAUGUUUGUGCAUCAUCAGACAGUGCAGAAUGUACAAUAUAGUAAGGGUGUGACCUAUAUGCAGACCAAUAUAAUCAGCUUCAUAGAUACAUAACAAUAGAAUGAACUGGUGUUGUCCUCUCGCUGGGUAGAAAAUUCAAGUGUGGCAAAAAUAUUCAUGUUGGUAAGCAGCACUUCUGCACCACCUCAGUGUGACGUGCAUGAAGGAGGGACUUUACCAGCAGUAGGAAAUAUGUCAGUGUGGAGAUUCCUUGUGGCGUGUAGUGUGUUCAGGUUAUCCUCACAAAGCUGGUCUCCAUUCAGGCCCACCAAGGGGUCACUCGGGGCAUGACGUCUGUUCUUGCAUCCCAGCUCUGGAGGAAUCUCUCAAACAAAUUCCUCAGAUGCUUUACGUCACUUGGUUCUAUCCUGAAUUAAUUUUCACUUCCUGCCAAUGGAACACAUGCUGCUGUGUUUAUUGUCUCAAAUAUGCAAACUGUGUGGGAUGUAUUUUGUUAUUAUUAUUAUUGGGGUAGCACUUUCACAUUAGAAUGCAUAUUAAAUUUCUGGGAAGUAAAGUCUCCCAGUCUUAAUUCCAGCACUUAAGAGCCAACCAUGAACAGGACAGCUGCUGAGGGAAGUCCGUGUUUUGCGAAGGAUCUGAUUUUUUUUUUUUGAGGGACUUUAUUUGGAAAGGAUUGUUGACCUGGUGAGACAAUAAAUAAAAUUCUUUACACUUUGGUCUUGGUCGAUUGUCAUGUGUUUUGAAAAUAAAUAUGUAAACCUUG
Molecule: messenger RNA, 5154 nt
Organism: Eriocheir sinensis (Chinese mitten crab)
Lineage: Eukaryota; Metazoa; Arthropoda; Malacostraca; Decapoda; Varunidae
Gene: mle
Product: ATP-dependent RNA helicase A-like
Exons: 24
Coding region: 81-3905 (1274 amino acids)
Biological process (GO): positive regulation of transcription by RNA polymerase II; regulation of mRNA processing
Cellular component (GO): intracellular anatomical structure; ribonucleoprotein complex; nucleolus
Molecular function (GO): 3'-5' DNA helicase activity; double-stranded RNA binding; ATP binding
Source: RefSeq, a predicted model, not a curated record